Molecule: messenger RNA, 657 nt
Organism: Emys orbicularis (European pond turtle)
Lineage: Eukaryota; Metazoa; Chordata; Testudines; Emydidae
Gene: GSC2
Product: goosecoid homeobox 2
Exons: 3
Coding region: 1-657 (218 amino acids)
Biological process (GO): regulation of transcription by RNA polymerase II
Cellular component (GO): nucleus
Molecular function (GO): DNA-binding transcription factor activity, RNA polymerase II-specific; RNA polymerase II cis-regulatory region sequence-specific DNA binding
Source: RefSeq, a predicted model, not a curated record
AUGUCUUCAGAAGCCCCAUUGGACACAGAGCUCAGCAGAAGAAGCCUCAAGAAGCAAUGCUCGUUCACCAUUGAGAACAUUCUCUCCAGCCCAACAGAGAGAAGUCCCCAGGUUCUGGUCCCCUUCUGUCUCCAGGGGAUCUUGGACUGUGAGCCCAAGGGGCUGUGUGGGCUGGAGGCCAUCGCUGCUGGCUCUCUGCAGGAGGAGGAGGAGGAAGAAGAAGAACUGGAAGCUGUUGGGUGCAGCUGCUGUUGCUGUUCUCAUGCAAGCACCCGUUCCCUGCAGGAUUCUUCAAACUGGCUAGACACCAGGUUCCCCUGGCCCAUGAGGCUAAUUCAUCCCACUGCCAGGGCAUGUAAGAAUCUUUGUGGGAGCCAGAAUGAGCUGCAGACCUUCCAUCAGAUCCAAAGGCGGACCCGCCGGCACCGGACCAUCUUCACUGAAGAUCAGCUACAGGCCCUGGAGGCCCUUUUCAACCAGAACCAGUACCCAGAUGUCAUCACCAGAGAGCAUCUGGCCAACCGCAUCCACUUGAAGGAGGAGAGAGUAGAGGUUUGGUUUAAAAAUCGACGGGCCAAGUGGAGGCAUCAGAAAAGAGCUUCUGCUUCGGCUCUGCUCCUUCAAGGCACCAAGAAACCCUCGGAGAAGAACUGCUAA